This is a messenger RNA of Danio aesculapii, 1869 nucleotides long. It is a transcript of the gene tyw5, whose product is annotated as tRNA-yW synthesizing protein 5. NCBI's taxonomy places the organism in Eukaryota, Metazoa, Chordata, Actinopteri, Cypriniformes, Danionidae. The record is from RefSeq and is a predicted model, not a curated record. Gene Ontology annotation, biological process: wybutosine biosynthetic process. The coding region runs from base 84 to 1064 and encodes 326 amino acids. The transcript has 9 exons. Gene Ontology annotation, molecular function: tRNA binding; 2-oxoglutarate-dependent dioxygenase activity.
CGAGUUGUUUCCUGUCACUAGAAAGGAAGGCGAAAGGGUACAGAUGGAUGGCAGCGAAUGGAGAGUGAACUUAACUGGUAAACAUGGACUGUCAGGAAAAGGUGGAGGUGCCCGUCUACACCGAUGUGGACAAGGAGAUAUUUUUGAGAGACAUUUAUCCACGGCGCAGACCUGCAGUUCUGAAGCGCGUGCCCAUCGGGCCAUGUGUGCGCGCGUGGACGGUGAGUUUUCUGGCAGAAAAAGGAGGAGAUCGCGAGGUCAAAGUGCAUGUGUCCCCAGAGCCUAUGAUGGACUUUCUGCACAAGAACUUUGUGUACAGGACACUGCCAUUUGAUAAGUUCAUUGAGAGAGCUGCAGAGGCAAAGCACCCAGAAUUCUUCAUUAGCGAGGAUGAAAGUUAUUAUUUGCGCUCACUCGGAGAAGAUGUUCGCAAGGAGCCUGCUGAUUUAAGGAAGCAGUUCCCUGAGCUGGCGGAGGACUUUCAUGUACCCCAGUUCUUUGAGCCAGAGCAGUUUUUCUCAAGCGUCUUUCGUAUCAGUUCCCCUGGUCUGCAGCUGUGGACACACUACGAUGUAAUGGACAACCUUUUAGCUCAGGUUACAGGAAGAAAGCGUGUGGUUCUCUACAGCCCUGAAGAUGCCCUCCAUCUCUACCUCACAGGGGACAAGUCUGAAGUUUUGGACAUUGACAGUCCUGAUCUGCAGCUUUAUCCAGAGUUUGUGAAGGCUCGUCGCUACGAGUGUAUUCUGGAACCUGGAGACCUGCUUUUUAUUCCAGCUCUUUGGUUUCACAAUACUCUGGCUCUUCAGUUUGGAGUCGGUGUCAAUGUGUUCUGGAGGCAUCUGCCAUCUGAGAGUUACGAUAAGAAAGACCCAUAUGGAAACAAAGACCCAGUAGCAGCCACUCGAGCUCUGCAGUCACUGGAGAGGACUCUAGGCAUCUUGGAUGAACUGCCAUCUGAUUAUCGGGAUUUCUAUGCUCGUCGAAUGGUGCUGCGCAUUCAAAGCCGAGCCUACAUUAGGAAACCUAUUAAUGCAGCACAGGAGAAUUCAGACACAACAUAGUCUUCGCACUACACUGAUGGAGCUGCGUGCCAACCGCAACUCGCCGUGACGGAGAUUCCCGAGCCUGUGCGCUCCAAUGAGAUGUGCUCUCUUCAGCGCUCACCAUGACAACGAGACUCACAGCAGUGACGUCGCAUUGUAAACAUUUGCAUCUGCAUUCCUAUAAAGCUCGUCGGUUCUCUGUCAGUUUUGUCAGUUCGCUCGGUGUUGCUGUUUGUACUUGACCAAGGUGAGUUCAAUACCUGACGGUACGAGUGGAGCCACGCCAAUCUCACGAAGUCCGCUUCGUGAAGCUUCACUCGGGCCCGUCUGUGCUGUAGUUCCUUGCGGUUUGCGUACAUAAACGCAAUAUCGCGAAGAAUAUUACGUGUUUGUUGCUCGAAAUGUGCCGCCGAGCAACAUUCCAGUGAACACUGGCACGGACUGGCGCCCGGUUAGCUCGUGCACUCCCUGGGGCGAGGCGGCUUGUGAACCCUAGGCAGGGAUCAAUACAAGCCGUGAGGACCCUCAGGGAAACACGGGAGGCCGGUAGUGGGACCCCGCUGCGAGGGUUAUGGUGGGUGGGAGCAGCGAGGCCCACUCAUCGUCUAUUUUAAACUAUAGUUUCAAACUUUAGUUUACUAUAGUUUAAAAUAGAAACCAUGGUAACUGUAAUGUUUUAACUAUGUCUGGCUGUUGUAAUGUUUUGCUUUGUUUUUCAGCUGAGUUGUUGAGCAAAGAAAGGCUAUUGAAGACAACCGCGGGUUAUAUUCACGAGCGCGCGCAUUAUAAUGUUUCCGUGCUGUUUUCUGAAAGUUUAUCUUGU